AUUAGAAAAGCAUCACUUUGACAAUAGACGUUUUGGAUGGAUUACAUUGUCAUCGAUAAUUUUCAACAAACAAUGGCUGUAUGGGAUAAGCUCGCUUCCUUAACGGACAAUUCUAAAAAAAAAAUGUCAUUACUAAUUUUGACAAAGGGAAUGAAAGAGAAUGUAAGCGAAAUGUUUCGUCAGCUCCACGCGAUCAAAAUUUAUAAUUUCGUUUAUUAGCCGGUUAACAAACGAAUGUAAUCUAAAACAGCUGUUGAGCAGAAUUUAUUUAAAUGAGAUUAAUUCUCUUCGUAGUGCGCAAGUGUAGUGCUUUUAGUAGUCGUUUACCAAUCAACAGCUUUCAAGUUAGAUUUUCUCACGAUCAAAUCUGGGGAAGCAGUAAACUCCAUAGAAAAAUUAAAAUCCCCAAUCCAUUAAGAGAAAGAAUCAUGGCAGACCCUAAGAUCGAAGAAAUAUUAGCGCCACUUCGUGCGAAUGUCAAGGAACAGGGUGAUUUAGUCCGCAAAUUAAAAGAAGAAAAAGCUCCUGAAAUAGACAUAAAAAAAGCUGUUGUUGAAUUAAAAACUAGAAAAAAAGUACUGGAAGAUAAGGAGCUAAGCUUGGCUCCAAAUGAGGAGUUGUUCGAUCGUGCUAAAAUGGAAGACUUGAUCAAAAGGAGAUUUUUCUAUGAUCAAUCUUUUGCUAUUUAUGGUGGUAUAACUGGUCAAUUUGAUUUUGGACCUAUGGGAUGUGCCCUUAAAAGUAACAUGAUCCAGUUAUGGAGAAAAUACUUUAUUCUUCAAGAACAAAUGCUUGAAGUUGACUGCUCUAUUUUAACACCUGAACCUGUUCUUAAAGCCUCUGGACAUGUUGAAAGAUUUGCUGAUCUUAUGACCAAAGAUACCAAAACUGGUGAAUGCUUUAGAUUAGACCACUUGAUCAAAGCACAUCUUGAAAAGAUUAAGAGUGAAAAAAAUACCAAAAUUGAGUUAAAAACUGAGAUUGAAGAUAUAUUGGUGAGACUAGAUGGUAUGACAGCUGAUGAUAUGUCUGCACUAAUGAAAAGAUUUGAUAUGAAGUCACCUAUCAGUGGCAAUGAGCUGACACCACCAAUUGAGUUUAACCUCAUGUUUAAUACUCAGAUUGGCCCCACUGGUUUGGUGAAAGGUUUUCUUCGGCCAGAAACUGCUCAAGGUAUCUUUGUAAACUUCAAACGUCUUCUUGAAUUCAAUCAAGGUCGACUACCUUUUGCAGCUGCUCAAAUUGGAAAUUCAUUCCGAAAUGAAAUUUCUCCUCGAUCUGGUCUACUACGUGUAAGAGAAUUUACUAUGUGCGAAAUUGAACAUUUUUGUGACUCCAAGGACCAUCCCAAGUUUGAGUCAAUAAAGGAUACCAAGAUGUUGCUUUAUUCUGCUAACAAUCAAGAGCAAGGUAAAGCAGCUGAGGUUGUCACUAUAGGAGAAGCAGUUGCUAAUGGUACUGUCAACAAUGAAACAUUGGGCUACUUUAUGGCCAGGAUACACCUGUAUCUUUUAGCUGUUGGUAUUGACCCUAACAAAUUAAGAUUCAGACAGCACAUGGGUAAUGAGAUGGCUCACUAUGCUUGUGACUGCUGGGAUGCUGAAUGCCUCUCAAGCUAUGGUUGGAUUGAAUGUGUUGGUUGUGCAGAUCGAUCUGCAUAUGACUUGACACAACAUACUAAAGCCACAGGCACCAGACUUGCUGCAGAAAAGAAACUUCCUGCACCAAAACAAGUAGAGGUUGUGGAAGCAGUAGCCAACAAAGCUGCAAUUGGAAAAGAAUUCAAAAAAGAUGCAAAGGUUAUAAAUGAUGCUUUGGCAUCCUUAGAUUAUGCUGCACUGGAGCUGAUGCAAAAUAGUCUAGAAAGUAAUGGUGCAUAUACACUCUCUACUUCUAAUGGAGAAUUUAAAUUGACCUCAAAUCUGGUUAGUGUCAAGAAAACUCAGAAAACAGUUCACGUAGAGGAGAUAAUACCUAGUGUUAUUGAACCAUCAUUUGGCAUAGGAAGAAUCCUAUAUUGUAUUCUAGAACAUAAUUUCAAGAUGAGAGAAGGUGAUGAACAAAGAACUUAUUUCUCUCUACCUCCAUCAGUGGCACCCAUGAAAUGUGCUGUCUUGCCUCUUAGUGGCAAUGCAGAAUUCCAUCAAUUUGUUCGGGAACUAUCACAAGAAUUGAUAGAGAAUGAUGUUUCACAUAAGGUAGAUGACUCAUCUGGCUCUAUUGGUCGGCGAUAUGCUAGAACUGAUGAGCUUGGUGUACCUUAUGCUAUCACAGUUGACUUUGAUACUAUAAAAGAACCACAUACUGUGACUCUAAGAGAAAGAGAUAGCAUGGGCCAAGUAAGGUUGUUACUAUCGGAAGUGCCUUCGGUUGUGAAAGAUCUGUCAAAUAGUAAGCUGACUUGGGCUGAUGUAGAGAAAAAGUUUCCUAAAUUUGAACAGCAAGAAAAUGUAAAGGGUGCAUAGUAGAAGAAUCAUAUUGAAAACAAUCAUAGCAUUUGUUAAAUUUCUUUUUAUGAUAUAUGAAUUGAAUUAUUUAUAAUUUAAGCUUGUCUUUUAAGUGUUCUGAACAACUGUGUUGUAAAAAAAUGCUUUAUUACAAACAAGAGCUUUGAUAUUUGUCUUAUUUUAUUGAUUCAUUAAGAAUGCAAUCUGAUUUUUGCCAGCCCUUGACCCCAUGCAUCGGGCACCCUCCCCGUUUAGUAUCAUCUAAGAAAGCUAACCUUUACGUAAUGAUCGCGUCUCAAUAGAAUCUCGACGACUUUCACUUUACCAUUGUACUAUCAACCUAGUCUUAAUAUUUCGUGUGCCUCACACACUAAUGGUGACAGAUAUAUACUGUUU
This is a messenger RNA of Diatraea saccharalis (sugarcane borer), 2843 nucleotides long. The record is from the annotation of a GenBank genome assembly. NCBI's taxonomy places the organism in Eukaryota, Metazoa, Arthropoda, Insecta, Lepidoptera, Crambidae.